GCUUAACUGCUUAACUGUUCCCACUUCAUACAUUUGUCCGCUCUAUUACGUACGUUUUGUUUCUCGUUUCCGCCUGGAAAAGCGCAGCCGAGCACGUGUUCUAUCUCGUUUAAUCGAAAAUAAUCAAUCAGUUUGUCGCUGGCUAUAUUAUAUUGAUCCCAGUGAAGGAAUCGGGUGCCGUUACAAAAAAAUAAAAAGAAGUUGGAUUGCAGAAGCGCACAUGAGUUACGACCAUGGAUUCACAAAUUAAGUUUGCUAGUGUGCGUUAUUUCGACGAUGAAAGCAAGAAAAUCCAUAUUGUCCCUAUUGAAAGAAUAAAGAAUUUUGUGGUUCUGAAUAAGUAUGAGGACCCAUAUUUUGUAAAAAGGCUGAACACUGUAACCAUGGAAGAAAGUUUGAUCGCAGCUCAAAUUAUGGAAGUAGGAACUAAUGAAGAGGACUUGAAGCAUAACAAACGACGCUAUGUCUUUAAAAAACUGGGUUACAGUGAUGCCGUACAAAUAAUACUAGAUAAAGAAAAUCCAGAGCCUAAUAAAACUCAAAAAGAAACGAAAUUCAAUAAUGAGAGGACAUCGGAAGAGGAUGAUGAAAAUAUAAUCAAUGAGAAAUUGAAAACUACUAAUCGUGACGCUAAAAUAUUUAAAAGAAACCAAAACAAAUUUUCUAAAAUUCCAUCUGCUGUAGAUAAAACAUCUAAAAUGGAUGAUGUCGAUAUAAUUAAGAAUAAAUUGGAAAUUUUAAAUCGUGAUAGUAUAGCAUUUGAAAAAACCUGUGAAAAACUGUUUGAAAUUCCAAUUGCUGUAGAACAGGAAAUUUAGUUUUUAAAAGAUGAAAACAAUAAACUACAAUUAGAAAACAACAACUUAAAAACUGAUAUAUAUUCCUUCUUAAAGAGGAACUUCAUACGUUGAAAACAAAGAAACAAUUAUUUCCUACAGAACUAAAGCGUGCGGCAUCACCAGCUAUAACCAGUACACCCAAAAAAAUGAGAAGUAAAACGACUGUUAAUGCUCC
This is a messenger RNA of Temnothorax curvispinosus, 1014 nucleotides long. RefSeq lists its product as uncharacterized. Lineage: Eukaryota; Metazoa; Arthropoda; Insecta; Hymenoptera; Formicidae. The transcript has 5 exons. Bases 234 to 818 code for a protein of 194 amino acids. The record is from RefSeq and is a predicted model, not a curated record.